Molecule: messenger RNA, 4241 nt
Organism: Pieris napi
Lineage: Eukaryota; Metazoa; Arthropoda; Insecta; Lepidoptera; Pieridae
Gene: Magi
Product: membrane-associated guanylate kinase, WW and PDZ domain-containing protein 2
Exons: 21
Coding region: 642-3704 (1020 amino acids)
Biological process (GO): signal transduction
Cellular component (GO): cytoplasm
Molecular function (GO): protein binding
Source: RefSeq, a predicted model, not a curated record
CGUUUUUGAAUUUAAGUUAUUUCUACAGUUUACGCUCUCAUCAAAAACUUCAAAGUUGAAUAGCGAACUUGUUGCAUCUACUUUCAAACGAUAAGAAUUUACCUGUUUUCUGUGAGAAAGUGAACUUGUUAUCUAAUUAGCAUGUUAAAAGGCAUUUAAAGUCCAAACCUCAUUUUGUGUUAUCUGAUCUACCAAUACGAUAAUGAGGGCAGUAGAUACUAACGUGUUGUUUUUGAAGAAUUCGUUACGAUGCACCUGCAGUUCGUAAUGCAGUAUCGUCGCUUGAAACAUAGUACCUACUUAUUACUUAGUGUACUAUUGUAAUUAUGACAUGGUUGAACGGUGAAUUAAGAAAAUCCAGUUAGCGCAGCUACGUGGAACUGUUUUAUUGACAAAAAGUGAUAGACUAGUCACCUGAACCCAAAAUGAGUCAUAACUGGUCAGUGGUUUGCCCGUAUGCCGCUAUUGUUUUGUUUUUGUGGAAUACAGAUACGAUGAGUAAACAGUGAAGAAUGCUAACCGUUAAAGAGAGCCUGUUAUAUAUUUGAAAAGUUGGACAGUGUGGUGAAGUAUUGUUUAAAAAGUACAAUACAAGACUAAAACAAGUAAAUAUAAUGAGAAGAUUUUGUCCAGCAUAAGAAAUGGCUCAAAGUUCAGUAGAUUCUGAUAGAUUAUCAUCAGCUGGAAUUUCCACACACAGUUCAGGAACUGCUGGUCCUGUGGGUGGAUCUGUGGUUGGUGUAAGAGCUGGAGAUCAAGGACAUAAAAGAGAGGAUGAAGAUGAUUAUUUAGGACCAUUACCUCCAAUGUGGGAAAAGGCUUUUACACCUUCAGGAGAGAGGUAUUUUAUAGACUACAACACUGGUACAUCACACUGGCUAGACCCCCGUCUUGCUAGGGUAAGGAAGCAUUCUUUAGGAGAAUGUGGUGAAGAUGAACUUCCAUAUGGGUGGGAACGGGUCACAGAUGAAAGAUAUGGAUCAUAUUAUGUAGACCACAUCAACAGACGGACUCAGUAUGAGAAUCCAGUGCUUCAAGCUAGGCGAUUAAGAGCUGAGAAGUUAGUAGCGGAAAACAACAACAAUUAUCAAUCAAAUGGUACUACGCCCACUGGGGAGUUACGUGGCGAAAGGUUCUCACUUACUCUUACUAAAGGAACACAGGGGCUGGGCUUCACUUUGAUUGGUGCUGAAGGAUCUCCAGAGACUGAAGGAUAUCUCCAAAUAAGGAGCAUUGUACCACACAGUCCAGCCUGGAUAGAUGGUGCGUUAAGGCCCGGUGACGUAAUAGUAGGCGUGGGCAACCGCGGUGUGCGUGGACUGUCGCACGCGCAGGUCGCACAGAUUUUCCAGGGGAUAGCGGCCGGAAGUGACGUCGCAUUGCAUUUUGUUAGAGGAUAUCCUCUAUCAUUUGACUCUGAAGACCCCAACACAAGAGUGCUUAGUACAUUAGCAGUAGAUGCUAGCAGUGAUGCAGUGGCCAUGCAGCAAUUAACUAGGGCUUUGCGGACGAGGUUUAACUUAGACUCCCCUAACGAUCAAAGUCGCGACGAAACAGAUAACUCAUGUGAAGUCAAUCCAACUCAACGCCGGCUUUUAUCCCGUAGUUUUGACCUGGAUGAAAUUCCUGCAACGGAAGCGAACUCACUACCACCACGAUGCCCAUCUGCUGACCAUUUACUCACUUUGGCUACUGAUCACCAACACCGUAGUGUGACAAAUGAACCCGGGCGAGAGCUUGUAUUGACAUUGAGGCGUGGUGCAGCUGGAUUUGGUUUCACCAUAGCUGAUAGUGUCCAUGGACAGAAAGUCAAAAAGGUGUUAGAUCUCGGCAGAUGCGCGGGAUUGCGGGAAGGUGACUUACUUCUUCAAAUUGGAGACACGGAUGUACGUCAUGUACCACAUCAACGUGUUGUGCAGGUGCUAAAAGAAUGCCCAGCGAUGUCAGAAACCACACUACGAGUGUGGAGAAAGAAUACAAUAACACGCGCGCCCAGAAGUCGGUCUGCUACAAGGGUUCAACCAGCUAAUACAAACGCAGUGAAUUCUCAGCUCGGUAGAAGUAAAACCCCGACAGCUGAACAGCUUCGAUCACCUGCCGUUGCAGCUGACACACGCCGGCAAAAUGAAAUGAAUUCAGUUGAAGCUACCUACGCGGUGCCUGAACACAAAUCACGCGAAACCCGCGAAAGCAUCAUGGAACGACGCCGCAGAAGUUCCACGCCUGGGGCCAGACUUACCCUGCCGGUAGUCACGCCUUGGAGUGAACAAACAGACAACUGGACCGAACGAGAGACCUGGAUAGAUAAUUCCAAUAAUAUACGAAAUUGGGCAGAAAACGCACAAAAGUGGGACGGUGCAAGCCAAAAGUGGGACGGGUCGAGCCAAAAGUGGGACGGCUCGAGCCAAAAGUGGGACGGGUCAAGCCAAAAAUGGGAUGGAUCCAGCCAAAAGUGGGACGGGGAAGGUACAAGUAAUGGGAAUUGGGAGGGUAACGGUGAGAGGUGGAAUAACAACUGGGGCGAAGUACCUACACCGACAGUUCACGUUGAUAUGAACGCUGCCUACUGGAGGGGAAAUGCGAGUGUGGCAGAUAGUAGCGAUAAUGGAGGUUUUCCCGAAGAUGGUUUACUUCACUCUCCAACAACAGCAGCUAUUGGUGGUAUGUCCCGGCAGUCACCGUCUACUAGUCGCCUUAGACCACACUCACCAGCUAACUCUACAGGUCGACUACGCAGUAAUUCACCAUCGAACACCAGCGCAACAGACAGACUUCUCAACACAUCACCUUCAACGAGACUUCAAAGUCAAUCUCCUUCAAAUAACUCUUCUAACGGAAGAUUGAAGGGGUCACCACUCAGGCUCCGCGACCCAUCUCCAUCUCGUCACAUCCACUCGCCCGUUUCACACAGAUCAGCGUCCUGCUUCGACGCCGACAUGCAGCAGUCUGGAUAUGUCGCUAAUUAUCCCCAGGUUGAAGCUGGAGGCUCAACUGACCCCGAAGCAGAUGUCCUUGUACGUCUAGCUCGCGGCAGUGCAGGGUUUGGAUUCCGUAUUGUUGGUGGGACCGAAGACGGCAGCCGCGUAGCGGUGGGUUAUGUUGUACCGGGUGGUCCAGCCGACGGACUUCUACGCCCGGGAGAUCUGUUGACAUCAGUAGAUGGAAUUCCUCUAAGUGGCGCUACACAUGCGCGAGCGGUGGCCUAUGUAUGCCAGGCUGCGUCUAGAGGACAUGUGACAUUGGGCGUGAGACACAACAGAGCGGAUAUUCAGCCUUUGGGUAUUCCAGCUGUAGUACCUGCUCAUCAACACCAGCCGUUGCUUCCCGCUGAACCUCCGGUGGCUCACGUACCAGCUUCUUAUAAUAUUCUUCACCCAGCACCCAUGUACCCACCGGCUGCACCUAUAUAUGGCGUCCAAUAUGAGGCAGGCGGUGGUUGGACAGUGCCGUAUGACGUCACAGUGACGAGAAACGAAGGAGAGGGCUUUGGAUUCGUCGUUAUUUCAUCUACCAAUAAAGCUACGAGUACAAUAGGACAAUUAAUCGCCAAUUCUCCAGCGGCUCGAUGCGGUCUCCUUCACGUUGGAGACACAAUAGUGGCUAUCAACCACUUACCGGUCCGUAACCUGCCUCACCCCGAAGUAGUGGCCCUCAUUAAGAGAUCAGGCACCACUGUCACCCUCACGGUAUUACCACCGGACUGAACUGUUAGCCCUAAAUACUAUUUUUCAUUAGUUAACUUUUGAAAAUUGUCUACUGUCGUAGAAAGUUUUUUCUAUACAUAUCCGGACUUGUGUUAAAUAGUUAAAGGAUGACAAACAAUAAUUUAAAUUAAGAAUGCUCUCAAUUGUUACGAACAUUUCACAGACCUGCAUAUUAUUAAGGUUAGAAGCAAGACAUCAAUUAUUUUCCUUGCUUUUAAGGGUCUUUCGAGGUCUACGUACACUUGAUUGUCGUACCCAAAAUACAAAAUGUAUAUCUCUGUAAUAAAUUAGCAGUAUUUCUCUUUACCAACAUCAGCGAGUCGUAGCUAUUGAAACUUAUUUUGAAAAUGAAUCCCGCAAGAUAAUCUAGUUCUUACUAUUCCAAACUAUACAGUAUACUUUUAACUACGCAGAUAAACUUUCCACUCAUUCUCUCUUUCAUAUAGUAUUUGAAUUAACUUGUGAUAGUAUUUCCAUCUAACAGAAUUUGACCGUUUUCUUUGACUUUGAAAAUUCGAACACAACAUAAAUAUGAAU